GUGCAAGAUAUAUGUACUGUACAGUUACAGUGACAUUACUUAUGCGACAAAGUUGUUAGUACACCGAAAUCCUACAGAAAGAAAAAUCAAUUUUGUUUUAAAUGGCUGAUCCGCGGUUCCAACCACCAUACAACGAGCCACCGUAUCCAUCUGGACCUCAACCGCCAUACACAAACGAAUCCCAAAGUCCAUAUCCAACUCAACCUCCAAAUUCUUAUCCAUCCAAUAUAGGUUCACAAUGGCAAGGAGAGGCUUACCCAUAUGCAAAUUAUAAUGAAAACCCACAUUCUAACAGAAACAAUACUGAUGGUGACGGUGGACGCACGGAGAAUCAAUUUGUUGCAUCAAACUUUAGUGAUAAAAAAAUUCGUCAUGCAUUUAUUCGUAAAGUAUAUUUUACUCUUAGUGUGCAAUUAUUAUUCACAUUUGGGAUUGUGUGUAUUUUUUGCCUUGUUACACCUGUGAAGAAUUGGGUUCGGAGUAAUCGCUGGUUCUACUAUUUAGCCUAUGCGGUAUUUUUCGUAACCUAUUUGGUACUUGGUUGUAUUGUAAGUGUACGGAGAAGAUUUCCUGGGAAUUAUAUAUGUUUAACUGUAUUUACAUUAGCAUUAUCCUAUAUGGCCGGUUCAAUUGGUGCAUUCUAUGGAGCUGAAGCUGCAUUAAUUGCUGUAGCGCUUACAUUUGCUUUAUGCGUCUGCAUAACUCUCUUUGCAACACAAACACGUUUUGAUUUUACAAUGUGCUCUAGUCUGUUAUUUGUACUUGGUUGUGCUGUUAUGCUUACUGGGAUUGCAAUUAUGAUUGUGUACUUUGUUUUAGGACCAAAUAAGAUUCUACAAGGUGUUUAUAGUGGUAUACUAACCCUAUUAUUUGGUUUGGAGGCAGAGGAGAGUAUGAAUUGUGCAAAUUAUUUUUUCUGUUGAGCGAUUUUUCAGCGAGUUAGUUUUCUACGGGAUGGCAUCACUAACCCCAUACCCAAUGCUCCUCUUCUAUCCGGGUUUGGGACCGGCAGUAGCCCUAGAGAUGCUCCAGGCAAACAAAAAACACAACAGAAAUUUUGGCAUAAGUAUUUUGGUCAGCUAGAUUGUGGUUUGAACAAUCAUUGUGACAGUCAAUAUCCACUAAUCGGGUAUCAUCGUUAAACUUAAUGUGAAAUGAAAUAUUUCGACAAUUGAUAGAUUUAGCUAAAUCCUGCAAUCUUUGACUGGAAUAAAUAACACUGAAAAUUUAUAAGUGGUCUAUUCUUUAUGUUUUGUUUGUACAUGUCACGAUUCAUUUAGUACCUUAUCUUGUUUACUGUUAUUACUAUUCAUGAUACUCUUAACAGUAUUUAGCUUACGAUACACAACUAAUAAUGGGUGGAAGGGAAUUUGAACUUGAACCGGAAGAGUAUAUAUUUGGUGCAAUGCAACUUUAUGUGGAUGUUGUAUUCAUGUUUAUGGCUAUAGCUGGUAUUGCACGUGCAGCCUCAUGAAUCCAUGACCUUAUCAAUGAUGACGAACAGUUAUUAUUACUGUCGAAAGAUAUGAUUUUAUUGAUUUUUUUCUUAUUUAAAGUCAUAAUCAUUAAUGCGUAUGCUAAAUCAGUAAUAUCUCCAGAGUUGUCAAUAAUUCAGACAAAAUAGUAACAGAAAUAUUGUUAUCCUGAUCAUUAUCUUGUAAAUAUUUCUGAAAUCAUAUGUAUUUUGUUGUUUUCUAACAUAUCUUCAUUGUACUUUAAUUUUAUAAACCAUGAUCGUAAACAAAAAUUUUUGACCGAAAUCAGCAAUAAAUCUUAUGAAAG
Schistosoma turkestanicum is the source of this 1782-nucleotide messenger RNA. The record is from the annotation of a GenBank genome assembly. NCBI's taxonomy places the organism in Eukaryota, Metazoa, Platyhelminthes, Trematoda, Strigeidida, Schistosomatidae.